AUGCAAGCUUUGAAGCCAGACAAGAUCAUCGACGAGGUAUUCGUCCCUACUACUUCAUCAUCUCCCUCUGAUUACAUCCUAGGACCAUGCGCCGACGCCGACGAGUCUCCUUCAAAGCUCGCCUCUCGCUACCCACUACACGAAGGGGGAGAGCUCCUCCUGCAUUCUUUACAACCCGAGUUGUUCAAGAAUGACAAGCCUUUCAGGCUAUGGCCGUUCGUAAACGUGAACUGGGCGAACUGGGUAAACCGAGUAGAGAAGGAAAAAUGGAAACUUUGGAAAUCGAUAGGGAUAUACGACGCCAUUCAGCUCUCCAAGAUUGAAAUCCCCAAGGACAAGAAUCUUCUUUACGCCGCCCUUUGCUUCUGGUCGAGUUCGCAUAAUGCUUUCCACUUUAGGUUUGGAAUGAUGUCCCCGACCGUGGUAGACAUCGUUUCCUUGACUGGGCUCCGGCCACAUGGGGACGAAGCCUUUGCUCUUCGCAAUGAAACCAACUAUGAGUUCCCUCGUACUGAGGAGGGGGAAGAAAUCUUUGCCUAUGGGAAAUUUCUUGAGGCUUCGGUUGGGAAAACAGGAACAGUUACAGAACAUGAACAUGUUUCUUUCUUGAUUAUGUGGCUGUCAAAAUUUGUGUUCUGUGAUACUUCUGAGAGAAUUUCAAGAAAGUAUGCACAGUUAGCAUUUGCUCUUGCCACUGGCAAGAAGCUGGGUUUAGCUCCCUUAGUGUUAUGCCAUCUUUAUCAUACUUGUAAAGGGAUUGUUGGGAACAAAUUUGGCCGUUCUGGGGGACCCUUUUGGAUCCUACAGCUUUGGCUGCACUCAUAUUUCCCAGAAGUUAGGCCUAAGGAUAAUGGCAUUGGCACAGAUGAUGAUAAGAUCAGCUAUGGGGUGGGUUUGGCUAGAGGCCAGCUACAACCCAGAAGCUUUAGUCAAUAUUUUAAGUUCUUUUACACAUGCCCUGCUAGAACUGCUACCCAGUUUAUUCCACAUUGCACCGUGGCUGCCCCGAAAUGGUUUCAGGAGUCUUUGUAUCCUAACAGUGCAAAAGGGAGUAGGAAAGAGUUGGUGGAUAUGUGGGGUAGCUAUUUUGUUGCUCGAACAUUGUCACUUUGCCUUGCAGGUUGCCCGAGGGUUAAGUCGGGUUGCUGCAAGUGUGGGGUGGAGUAUUACUCGCCCAAUCAGUUUGCUCGGCAGCUGGGGAUGAGGCAGGGUGUUCCACUGCCUCCUCUUCAGUCUGCAACUCAUUCUUCAGCUCAAGUUCUGUCUCGGUCAGUGAAAACGCCUGAAGAAGCUAAUCAGAGGUUUGAGAAAUUAAGGAGGAAGUUCUCAUUUCUUGAAGGCGGCUCUGCAGAGUCAAAGUGUAGUAAAUCGUUCGAGUCGUGGUGGAUGAUAUAUGUAGCUAAAACAUGGACAAAAUCAGCUGAUGAUAUCCUCGAUCGGGUCUUCCCCUUACAAGGCGCGAUUCCUGUUGCUAUUCCUCUUUGUAUCAAUUGGGAAGCUGUGAAACUGCAGGAUCCAUCAUGCUGUAGUAGUGUGAAGGUUUCUAAAGAAACUUCCAUAAAGAAGAAAGGGAUAUAUGAAGGGCUUCUCAUUUCAUCCUUAAACGAAUCCGAGAAGGGGGGUUAUGAUGAACAAGGAUGUUCACAUGAAAUGGAGGAGAAGCCAUCCAUGAAGGCAAAGAGAAAAUUCGAACAUACUUCUCCUUUAUGCCAUGGCUUGGUAGAAACCAGUUCGAGUCACAAGACUGAUGGUGACACUUCAGUGUCAGAUGGAAUUCGCUCUUUCACCUCGCCUCUUCCAUACGAUAAAGAUGUUGGGAUCGGGGCAAUGGAUGAAGUCACGCCUGCUGAUCCUUCUAGCGAAAUUGCAGACUUCUUUUCUCAGGUUGCAACUCAACUUAAACAAGCUCAAACUGCAGAUGUUGAGUUGCCCUCACUGAAGAAGCCUCGCCACUCUGCUGAAUCUAUUGCAAAAUCCCGAAGCAAUGUUCACAAAUUCCUCCAAAUGCCUUUUGAGGAUGCUGUUCUUCCUGAUAACCGUUCUGCACUUGAUGCUUCGAUCCCCAUUUAUGCUGCCUCACCGAAUCUGCCUGUUUCAAAAACGUGUGCUUUGAAGAAACUCAAACUAGACCUCCCAUUGCUUUGCUCGGAUUUCUAUCAGGCAAAGAAGGAUCACGAGGAGUAUCGUGCUAAGGUGGCCGAGAAAGUAUCCCUGGUGGAUGAACUAACGAAAGCAGAGGAAUCCCACACGUUCCUAAAGAACAAACUCGAGAAACUUAACAUCAAAAUCCUGCAACUCAAAGAGAGCCUGAAGGAGGCAGAGAAAAGUAAGGAAGACAUCGAGAAGCAGCAGUUAAACCUGAAAAACUCGUGCUCUCCCAAGCUAGAUGCACUGAACGAGGUGAACGCCAAGUUUUGUGGUUUGGAGAAGAAAAAGGAAGAAGCUGAUUCUGUCAUUGCUCAAGUGGAGGCUAGUUGGGCAGACAUCAGGUUAAAGAUCACUGAUUCGUAAGCUUCAACUUUGCAGGCAGAUCAGAUCGAGCCCGUUAAACAUAUCCAUUUUGUGGUGAUGUUAGACUCAGAAACUAAUGUAAAUGACUUGAAAAAUGUUACUUUAGAUUAAUGUGAAAGGGUGCAGGUAGCUUCUCAUCCAAGACUGAUCUGAUCUUUUAUGUU
Ipomoea nil (Japanese morning glory) is the source of this 2675-nucleotide messenger RNA. RefSeq lists its product as uncharacterized. Bases 1 to 2511 code for a protein of 836 amino acids. The record is from RefSeq and is a predicted model, not a curated record. The transcript has 5 exons. Gene Ontology annotation, biological process: meristem development; meristem maintenance. Lineage: Eukaryota; Viridiplantae; Streptophyta; Magnoliopsida; Solanales; Convolvulaceae.